CACGAAGAAGAAGUUUUCCCGCCGUUCGGAAUUACCGGAAGUGAGGCACAGAAACUGGAGCACAACAGAUCUGUGCGCUUUUUUCGCGAGUAAUAAUAAUAAUAAUAAUUAUUUUUUAUUUGUUUUAUUUUUUUUUAUCUCUUCUGGACAAUUUAUUCGGCUUCAGAAUGCGUGGGGAUGAGACUGAUUCUGACUCUGGCAGAUCAGAUGAAGGCGGUUCGAUUCAGAGGAGCCUGGAAACGCUUUGUCAAGAAUUAAAUAUGGACGAAGAGACGGCGGAGGAGUCGCUGAGGAACUUUACUUCUAUCUGGAACACGUAUACUCUGGAGGGUGAGGUGGUGCACUGGUUGGCCUGCUCUCUGUAUGCAGCCUGUAGAAAAACUUUGACUCCCACUAUAGGUAGUGGCAUGGUGGAAGGCAAUUGUGUCUCUCUCACCAGAAUACUACGUUCCUCCAAACUCAGCCUGAUCCAGUUCUUCAGCAAGAUGAAGAAAUGGGCAGACAUGUCAAAUCUCUCGCAGGAUUUCCGUAACCGCAUAAGCUGUCUCGAGAGGAAUUUUGAAGUUUCGACUGUAAUCUUUCGGAAAUUCGAGCCAAUAUUUUUGGACAUGUUCCAAAAUCAUCAAGGUGAACCUCCACGGCAGCCAAGAGGCAAGAAGCAUAGGCGUCAUCUCUGCCACACCAGUGAUGUUUUCAAGUUCUGUUGGACGCUGUUUGUGUACACCAAAGGCAAUUUCCAUAUGAUUGGAGAUGAUCUGGUCAACUCAUAUCAUCUCCUGUUGUGCUGUCUGGACCUGGUCUAUGGUAAUGCUUUACUCUGUGCCAACAAGAAAGACCUCAUCAAUCCAUAUUUCAAAGGCUUGCCAACAGAUGGCGGGAGCGCGGAGGAGGCUCAGUCCGUGCUUGAGCAUUUGUGCAACCUGCACGAUGGUCUAGUCGUUGAGGCGAAAGGGAUAAAGGAGCACUACUUUAAACCUUACAUCAGACGUCUAUUUGAGAAAAAAAUUCUUAAAGGAGACAAGGACACGCUUACUGAGUUGCUGGAUUCUCCAAACUUCCAAGACAAUAACAAAGCCUUAAAUCGUGAAUAUGAAGAAUAUGUCCUGACUGUGGGUGAUUUUGAUGAGCGGGUUUUUUUGGGUGCUGACGCUGAUGAGGAGAUUGGCACACCAAAUAAAAUGACCCCUAAGCCUCCAUCUAGUCAGUUAUCAACACAAAUGCAGGUCGAGAACAACCUUCAGCAGCACUUUGAGAAGAUGCGUUCGCUGGCCCCUUCCACUCCACUUACAGGGCGUAGGUACCUGAAGGAGAAGGAGGUACUGAUCACACCUGUCUCUUCAGCUACUCAAAGUGUGAGUCGCCUGCAGAGCAUGGUGGCUGGCCUCUGCAAUGCCCCUACUGAUACCCUGCUCCAGAUCUUCAAGUCUUGUUCUUGUGACCCCACUGAAGCCAUUUUAAAUCGUUUGAAGAAGCUAGGAGAGGCUUUUAAACAGGCCUACACCAAACAAACAGAUGAUCUUCAGGGAGCCCACAUGGACUUUGCAGAAAACCGUCUGAAGAUAGCUGAAAUACUGUAUUUUAAGAUUCUGGAGAAUGUUAUGGCUCAAGAGAUUAAGAGACUCCAGGGUAAAGAUAUGACUGUGCUGUUAGAACAGGAUGUGUUCCACUGUUCUCUUUUGGCCUGCUGUCUGGAGGUUGUGCUAUUUGCCUACAGUUCUCAACGAACCUUCCCUUGGAUUCUAGAAACCUUCCAGCUUAGACCAUUCUACUUCUACAAGGUGAUCGAGGUAUUUAUCCGCUCUGAGGAGGGCCUCUCUAGAGACAUGGUGAAGCACUUAAACGUCAUAGAAGAGCAGGUGCUGGAAAGCAGGGCUUGGACCAAAGACUCAGUACUUUGGGAAGCAUUAGAGAAUGCGAAUUACGAAGUCCCUACUGUAGCUGAGGUAAAUUUUCCUAGUAGUCUUGAUUCAGGCCGCAACAACAGUAGUGGGGGCCCCACCCACCUUCCUCUAGUGGCUCUGUCACCAAUCAUGCACCCUCGUCUCCGAGAGGUCCGCACUGGCCUGGGCUCAAGUGCUCGCAAAGAUGCUCCUCCAUCUCCCAUCUCUCUCCAUGACCGCUUCAGUUCUCCUGCAGCAGGCAGUGCCAAAAGGCGUUUGUUUGGUGAUGAUCCUCAACCUCAGUCUCCAGUGAAGCGAAUAUCUGUCACUCCUGUCAAAAUCAUACCCAACACCUCUACAGAAAACAACCAGAACACGACCACAGCAACUGUCCUCUCCAUGGCUACUACUAAUGGCCAGCAGCUCAACAUCCCUUUGCCAGUGAUGAAGAAUGACCUGGGAAGUAUCACGGUAAUCCAGGUACAAGCAAACCAGCUGACCCCCCUUACAGCCCAGGUGCUGCUCACCUCCCCAAACAAAGCCCCUGAGGUUCAUACACAGCCAACCAACAAACCACGCCGCACAGGAUCCCUUGCACUCUUUUUCCGCAAGGUCUAUCAUUUAGCAAGUGUGCGUCUCAGAGAUCUAUGUCUAAAGCUGGACAUCUCUGCAGAGUUAAGGGGCAAAAUCUGGACAUGCUUUGAGCAGUCUUUGGUCCACUGUACAGACAUGAUGAAGGAUAGACAUCUGGAUCAGCUCUUGCUCUGUGCAGUCUACAUCAUAUCCAAGAUCUCAAAAGAGGAGCACACUUUUCAAGACAUAAUGAAAUGUUAUCGGAGUCAGCCUCAAGCAAGCAGCCAUAUAUACCGCAGUGUGCUGCUGAGGAAGAGAGUCCACGAACAGCAAACUGAUGACACAAUGGAAGUUGAUCCACCAACAGAACAAACCAAUGGAAGGACAGAUCAAGGUGCCAAAGCUAAGGCUGACAGCGAAUCGGACGAGGACAGGGGUGACCUCAUCCAAUUCUACAAUUCUGUUUAUGUUCUGAAAAUGAAAUCUUUUGCACUCAGAUAUGCUCAUCCAGCAGCUGAUAGUAGAGUGAAUGCGCCACCGUUAUCUCCAUUCCCCUCACUGCGAGCUCAGCCUCUCUCCCCACGGCGAAUAUCUCAGAGACACUCCGUCUAUCUGUCUCCCCACAAAAAUGGAUCCUGCCUCAAACCCAGCUCUGCCUACACAUACAAGUUCACUGGCAGCCCAUCUAAGGAGCUGAGUGACAUCAACCUAAUGAUCCGUCAGGGAAGCAUGAGCAAGAAGAGAGCUUUUACCAUGGAGGGAGAUGAGACAGAGUCUCCCACCAAACGUUUGAGCCAGGAGAGUGAGGAUGUGCUGCUCAAGCGCCUGCAGGAUGUUGUGACUGAGAGAGCCAAUCACUGACCGAUCAUGCAUAUCUUCCCAGUCAGUGAUGAAGUUGCAGCUCCCAAAGUUUGUAACAUUCACAGACCUAUUACAAUACAGCAUGACCUUUAUAACCAAAGAGCAACUCACAGAGCUGCCCAGGGUACUGAGCCAGUGGACCAUGAUGGACAGUCUAUAGUAGAAACCUAAAUUGUGGGCUUUGGUGGGAUUUCGGGUUCCUUGAAAAGUAUGGUAAGUACUUGAGCAUUCAUUUCAGUCAUUCUCAAAUGGCAGCAAAAUAAAUUAACACCACAUGUUGUUUAACCAGACACUGUACUUUAUCUUGCCCCUGUGGUAUCUCAAGCAUGGUUCACAGCACUCUGGGUGAAAAACAUCACACACUAUUAACAGGGCAUAAUUGAUUAUUUUAUUGAGCAAAUCAUUAAUGUUCAAGCAUUGUCCUUUGUGCUGCAAACACAUGUAGCACUGUAUUGUGCUGUGUAGUAUCUACACAUCAGAGUAUUAUUUUUUAUCCAAGUCACGUUAUUCCACUCAGGUGGAGAAAUUUGUCUUCUGAUGUAUACCGAUCAGCCAUAACAUUUAAAAAAAAAACCUCACAGGUAAAGUGAAUAACAGUGAUUAUCUUGUUACAGCAGCAGCUGUCAAGAGGUGGGAUAUAUUAGGCAGCAAGUGAACAGUCAGUUGACGAAGUUGAUGUGUUGGAAGCAGGGAAAAAGGGCAAGUGUAAUUAUCUGAGAGAUUUUAACAAGGGCAAAGUUGUGAUUGCAAGACGGGUGGGUCAGAGCAUCUCCAAAAUGGCAGGUCUUGUGGGGUGUUCCCUUUAUGCAGUGGUUAGUACAUACCAAAACUGGUCGAGGGAACGACAACUGGUGAUCCGGCAACAGGGUCAUGGGCGCCCAAGGCUCACUGAUGUACAUGGGGAGUGAGGGCUAGCCUGUCUCGUCCUGUCUACUACUGAGAGCUGUUGUAUUGCUGAAAAAGUUCAUGCUGGCUUUUCUAGAAAGUUGUCAACACACAGUGCAUCACAGCUUGCUGUGUAUGGGGCUACAUAGCCACAAACCGGUCAGGGUGUCCAUGCUGUGGGAAGAAGGCAAGCCAGCAGAGGCAUUGUGAUAUUGAAGCCGGUGUGAUACUCUGGGUAAUGUUCUGCUGGGAAACCUUGGGUCCUGGCAGUCAAGUGGAUGCUACUUUGACGUGUCACCUACCUGAAAGUUGUUGCAACCCAGUACACCCCUUCAUGCCGACGGUAUUCCCUAAUGGCAGUGGUCUCUUUCAGCAGCAUAAUGCACCCUGCGAAUCUGCAGAAAUUGUUCAGGAAUGGUUUGUGGAAUAUGACAGAGGUCAUAGUGUUGAUUUGGCUUCCAUAUUCCCCAGAUCUCAAUCUGAUUGAGCAUCUGUGGGAUGUGUUAAACAAACAAGUCCAAUCCAUGGAGGCCCCACUUCACAACUUACAGGACUUGAAGGAUGCACUGCUAAGGUCUUGGUGCCAGAAACCACAGCACAGCUUCAGAGGUCUUGUGGAGUCCAUGCCUCGACUGGUCAGAGCUGUUUUAGCAGCACAAGGGGGAUGGAUGUAUACAAUAUUAGGCAGGUGGUUUUAAUGUUAUGGCUGAUCAUGUUAUGUACAUCAUUAAUAGAGUUGGUAUAUAAUGUCAUACCAUUCUAACCUUAAGCCUUAGAUGCUUUGGCUUGAACAAAGUGAGUGUUUACAUGGUCUUUAAUUGUGGUCUCUGUGAUUCUUAUAAAUAUUUUUUCUUGUUUUGUUUCCACUGUAAUCGAGCAAGUAAAUAUUUUUAAAACCUCCAUUUAUUAAUUUUAAAUUUUCUCAGGAACAGUCUUUAAUCUUUGGACAUUAAUCAUUUUAAGGUGAGAAUCGAGCCUUAUCCUUCAGAGGAAAACUAACUGUGGGGGUGUGGUGAUAAUGUUUGUUACAUAUUGCUGUUUGUUGUUCAGAUUUUUUUUUUGACUGUCUUGGAUACAUGCAGCCAAUAAAUUAUUAUUGAUUAAA
Messenger RNA from Ictalurus punctatus (channel catfish), 5304 nucleotides. It is a transcript of the gene rbl1, whose product is annotated as retinoblastoma-like 1 (p107). Gene Ontology annotation, biological process: negative regulation of G1/S transition of mitotic cell cycle; cell differentiation; regulation of transcription by RNA polymerase II. Gene Ontology annotation, molecular function: RNA polymerase II transcription regulatory region sequence-specific DNA binding. Bases 168 to 3314 code for a protein of 1048 amino acids. The transcript is spliced from 22 exons. The record is from RefSeq and is a predicted model, not a curated record. NCBI's taxonomy places the organism in Eukaryota, Metazoa, Chordata, Actinopteri, Siluriformes, Ictaluridae. Gene Ontology annotation, cellular component: transcription regulator complex; chromatin; nucleus.